AUGGGAGAGCGUACAAUGGAAUACUACAUAAGGUUUUGGGUUAACUCAAUACACUCUUUUGUUGGAAACGAAGAUGGAACAGAACCUAAAAUAAUACUUGUCGGAACACACCUUGACAAACUAAAAGGGGAUGACCUCUCUAAAAAGAAACAGGCGGACACAUAUUUUGAUAACAUUAGAGAAUUGUUUAAAGGCAAGCAAACACUCAAACAUAUUUUCCCGCAAGACUUUGCACUGGACACCAAAAAUGAUGCAUAUGAAACUUUUAAUAAGUUUCGUAAAGCACUUCUCUGCGUUGGUCAGUUGUAUACGACAACUCAAGUACAUGUACCAGCAAAAUGGAUCCAGCUUGAAAAAAUGCUGUUUUCUCGUAGAGAGAUGAAAAUCAUUGAGUUUAGAAAAUUAAUGGAAAUUGACUCCAGAAGCGAAUUUCCUUUAAGAGAUCCAGAGCAGGUUAAAGUUUUCUUAAAGCACCAGCAUGAUCAAGGAACGCUGUUCUACUUCGAUGAGGAGCCAAUAUCAGAAUACGUUGUUUUGGAUCCGCAAUUUCUAGUCGAUGCGUUCAAAGGCCUUAUAACAGCUGACAGAUUCCUCAGGAAUCGACCGGAUGUUUACGAUUUAUUUCAAACUCUUAAAGCAGAAGGAAAGUUGGAACCAGAAUUGAUUGAGAAGCUGUGGACGAAUGGUGAAGAUAAACUUAUUAUUGCACAUAAAAGAACAAUACUUUGGUUCCUUCAGAAACACCGCAUCAUAUCAGAGGCAAUGGAAUUCGAUGAAACGAAUUUAACAACAGUUGGUCUUGGUUGGUAUGUCAUACCAAGUCUCCUAAAAGAUCACAGUCAAGUUGGGGAAAUGAUAGCCUUUUUAAGGGACAAGAAACAAACAAAGAUCCAGUUUGUCCUUUCGUUUGACAGUUCUUCUGUUGUACCGACAGUAUACCAUCGACUUACAGCAGCCGUUAUUGGAAGAUGGCCGAUAGCUGAAUUCAGGAAAAGGAAACUUCUUUUCGAGAACCUGUCCGUAGUUAGGUUAGGUUAUGAUCAUGCAGGAAUUAUAGAAAUGAAUGACAGACAUAUACAUCUUUACGUUCUCAACCUGUCUCCGCCACGUAAUGUCAGUCGGGAGAUUCCGGAUAGCUUCAGGCGUUUUACAGAGUCUGUAAUUACAUAUGAGUUCCGAAAAUACAAGGGGAAGAGAAAAGACAUGAACCUGCCGUACACUCGUGGAUAUGUAUGUAAUCACGAGAGCCAUGAAUUAUCUUGUUCAAAGACAGUUUCAUUAUUUACGCAACUCGACACAACAUCAUCCCUCCUGUGUCCAGAUAUUGAAUCACAUUCAAGAAUUGAUACAGUUGAAGCCAAAGACGAAUGGUACUUGGGCAAUAAAAUUCCUGAUAUCAGUUCAAACGUAGUUGUGUCUGAAAAAAUGAUAAGUGAACUUAGUCAAACUAUUGGGCGGAAUUGGGAAUUACUAGGGCCUGAUUUAGGACUCAAACAAGUGAAGAUUGAUCACAUCAUUGAAGAAAACCCAGAGAGCACCGGUAUGAAAAUAUACAAAAUGCUUCAGCUGUGGCGUAACAAAAAACGCAACUUUGCCACAUUGGACGCGUUAAUAAAAAUACUGAAGAAGCGAUCAGAUGUUCGUGUUGACUGGGAUGGGAUAAUGAAUAUUGUAGAUAGAUUAAAUUAA
Messenger RNA from Mercenaria mercenaria, 1689 nucleotides. RefSeq lists its product as uncharacterized. Lineage: Eukaryota; Metazoa; Mollusca; Bivalvia; Venerida; Veneridae. Gene Ontology annotation, molecular function: protein binding. The coding region runs from base 1 to 1689 and encodes 562 amino acids. The transcript has a single exon. Gene Ontology annotation, biological process: signal transduction. The record is from RefSeq and is a predicted model, not a curated record.